This is a messenger RNA of Aspergillus heteromorphus CBS 117.55, 1440 nucleotides long. Its product is annotated as PP2C family serine/threonine-protein phosphatase. Gene Ontology annotation, molecular function: protein serine/threonine phosphatase activity. Gene Ontology annotation, biological process: protein dephosphorylation. NCBI's taxonomy places the organism in Eukaryota, Fungi, Ascomycota, Eurotiomycetes, Eurotiales, Aspergillaceae. The transcript has 3 exons. The record is from RefSeq and is a predicted model, not a curated record. Bases 1 to 1440 code for a protein of 479 amino acids.
AUGGGAAGUCUCACGGCAGCGAAGGUGUCAUCGCGCCCAUCCAACUUCGUUCUCGGCGGACUAGGCCUCACCGUGGGAACGAUAUCUUACGUGCUAUACUCCCAUUUCACCCGGUCGCACACCACCACUCGAGGGGACCAGGAUGUGCCCAUUGAGAAAUUGGAAUCUCUCCCGGACCCCAGGCUCGCUCUCCAACCGCCCCCGUUCUCGCAGGAGCAAGUCGACACACGGCUGCGGGCGAACGAGGUGACUCGUCAGAUGUCGGGUCUCGGCAUAGGACACUACGACCGGACGAGUUUACCGAGUAACUCCGUCAUGGAGGAUGCGUACUCGGAAGCCAUUGUGGAGAUGCCCGACGGUCGUAACCUCGGGUUCUGGGGUAUCUAUGACGGUCACAUCGGCACUGCCAUGUCGACAGCUCUCUCACGCUCCCUGGUCAACUCGGUAGCCCUCGAGCUGGGGAAGGCCUAUGCAACGGAUUCUCUCCCCCCGUUCGAGAGAAUAGCCCAGGCGUUGAAAAGCGGAUUCCUCGCCGUCGACGACCAUCUCAUCUGGGAACGCCAGGAGGCCCUUCUCCAGCACGCGCCAGAAUCUUCAAGCAUCACAUCGGAUCCCCUGUCCUUCCCAGCGACUCAACUCCUCCAAGAAGCCUUCACCGGCUCGUCCGCCCUUCUAUCGAUAUACGAUAGCCGGUCUCGCAUGUUCUAUGUCGCCUUAGCCGGGGACUCUCGGGCGGUGCUCGGUCGUCGACGCGAACCGGGCUCAUGGGCCGCAACCGUGCUAACCCUGGACCAGUACGGAUUGAACCCGGACGAGGAGGCGAGGAUCCGCGCCGAGCACCCAGGCGAAAAGGACGUGCUUAAGAACAACCGGCUGCUGGGCAGUCUCGAGCCCACCCGGUCCUUUGGAGACCUCUACUACAAGUGGACGGACGCCAUGCAAGACAAGAUCCGGGCGUGCUUCUUGAACGAUGGCAAGCUCGGGAGACAGCUGGCGCCUAAUGCGACGCCGCCGUAUCUGACCGCGGAGCCCCUCGUGACUAGUGUGCAGAUUCAGCCGGAGAAGGGCGACUUCGUUGUCAUGGCGUCUGAUGGGCUGUGGGAGCUACUCAGUAACGAGGAGGUCGUGGGUUUGGUAGGUCGGUGGGUGGAUGAGCAGAGGGGUAUCGGGUCUCGCGGUAGCAAGGAUGGGUGGAAGAGAUACAUCUCUUCGCCCCAGCACAGUGGCUCGAGUCCCGUUCAUCCGGACGAUAGGUUUGUGCUCGAGGACGGGAACGCCGCUACUCAUCUGCUGCGGAAUGCGCUGGGGGGAAAGCUUCAUGAAGGCCAAAUGGUGCGCGCCAUGCUCACGCUGUCCCCCCCGCUGAGCCGACGGUAUCGCGACGACUUGACCAUUAUGGUGAUUUUCUUCGAUGGGGUUUGGGGAUCGAACAAGAAAUGA